AUGAAGGACAAGAGCGAAGUUAUCCAAGAGUUCAAUGAGCUCGUCAACGUGACGGCGAAGGAACUGAAGGAGUGGCUAAAGGGUGACGACUCUACAAGUGCUGGAUGGGAGAAGGACGAUGGCAGCGGUGAAUCCGUCGGUCAUGACAGUGGUCGAAAGAUUGUUGAGAUUCUCGAAUCCAAUCCCGAGAAGGACCCGGAAAAGUACUCAGAAGAUGAUGUUGGCCACAUGAGGAAGGUUGUGUCUUACUGCAAACGACACUUGGCUCAGGAAGAAAAGGCAAACAAUGAAAAGCCCAUUGAAGAAGUGAAAAAGACCAAGUCGUACGCGUCUCUCAUGAACUGGGGCCACGAUCCCAUCAAGAAGCGCGAGGCAAAUGGUGGUGGUGCUGAAGGCGAGGAAGAGGAGCAACCUGAGGAGCAGGAAGAGGAGGCAAAAGAAGAAAAAGCAGGAGAAAAACGGAAGGCCCCUGACGACCAGUCUGGACAGAGCAAGAAGAGAGAAACAGAGGAUGGCGCUGCUGAGGUAAAGGACGACGAAAAGAAGGAUAAAGAAGCUGAGGGAGCCGAAGAGGAGGCCGAAGAGGAGGCUCCAAAGAAGCAGGAGUCAAAGAACGGCCAGAAGAACGGGGCAGAGGCGGGAAAUGGGGACAAGGCAAAGGGGCCUAAAGAGGGCGACACGGUGAGCUGGAACUGGGGCCAAGGCCAACCUGAGGGGAAAGUGAAAGAGGUGAAUCCUGGAGAGACCACUAUUGAGACGAAAAAGGGAAACAAAGUCUCGCGAAAGGGCGAUGAGGAGGAUCCUGCUGUUGUCCUUGACACUGGAAAGUCGGAUGCGAUUAAGCUCAGCCAUGAACUGAACGAGACUGAGGGAUGA
This is a messenger RNA of Trichoderma harzianum CBS 226.95, 876 nucleotides long. RefSeq lists its product as hypothetical. The record is from RefSeq and is a predicted model, not a curated record. The transcript is spliced from 3 exons. The coding region runs from base 1 to 876 and encodes 291 amino acids. NCBI's taxonomy places the organism in Eukaryota, Fungi, Ascomycota, Sordariomycetes, Hypocreales, Hypocreaceae.